CUUCUCAUUUCUGUUCAACGUCCCUUGGCCUGCAAAGAAAGAGUUCAGAGAGAGAGAGAGAGAGAGAGAGAGAAAGGGAGACACACAGAACAAAGCAAAAGGAUAAAGAAAGGAACAAAACAAAGAAUACAAAACAGAGUGCUCUGUUUUCUUAUUCUCUUUCUCUGCUUCCCUGCUCCGCCGCUCCUCCUCCUCCUCCUCCUUCUUCUUCUUCUUACAGAUUCUUCUAUGCACUUGGGUUUUCUCUGCUUCUUUGGUCUCUUUGAUUUUAUGGGUUUUUCCUGAAAAAAAAGAAAGAAAAGAAGCUAUUGGCUUUGAAACAACAGUAGUGUUUAAAAGAAGAUGUCUUGGAAAAGCAGAGGAGAUAAGCCUUCUAAAGGCAUUAUAUCACAUAAAUGGGCUCUUUUGCUUUGUAUUGGCAGCUUCUGUGCUGGAAUGCUCUUUACUAAUAGGAUGUGGACUGUGCCUGAAAAUAAAGGCAUCACACGGACAACAGCAUUGGAAGCUGGGAAAUUGAAAUUAGUUUCUGAGGGUUGUAAUCCAAAAUCUUUGCAUCAGAAGGAAGUGAAGCGCGACUCUAAGGACAUUUAUGGUGAAGUUUUUAAGACUCAUAAUGCAAUACAGACAUUAGAUAAAACCAUUUCAAAUUUAGAGAUGGAAUUGGCUGCUGCAAGGGCAGCACACGAGUCCAUACGCAGUGGCUCUCCGUUGUCAGAAGAAUUAAAGAACUCAGAGGCAUCAUCUGGGAAGAGAAGAUAUGUAAUGGUCGUCGGAGUUAAUACUGCUUUUAGCAGCCGCAAAAGAAGAGAUUCGGUUCGUGCUACAUGGAUGCCACAAGGUGAGAAAAGAAAGAGGCUGGAGGAAGAGAAGGGCAUCAUCAUUCGCUUUGUCAUUGGUCAUAGUGCCACAUCAGGGGGUAUUCUAGACAGAGCAAUUGAAGCAGAGGACAAAAAGCAUGGAGAUUUCCUCAGGCUGGACCAUGUUGAAGGGUAUCUUGAAUUGUCUGCCAAGACAAAGAUAUACUUUGCUACUGCUGUUUCUUUAUGGGAUGCUGAUUUUUAUGUCAAAGUCGACGAUGAUGUACAUGUAAAUAUAGCAACACUUGGAGAAACACUAGUCAGACACCGAUCAAAACGAAGGGUAUACAUUGGAUGCAUGAAAUCUGGUCCUGUUCUUGCACAGAAGGGAGUGAGAUAUCAUGAACCUGAGUACUGGAAAUUUGGUGAGAACGGAAACAAGUAUUUUCGUCAUGCUACUGGACAGCUAUAUGCCAUUUCAAGAGAUUUGGCUACAUACAUAUCCAUAAACCAGCAUGUUCUACAUAAGUAUGCUAAUGAGGAUGUCUCUUUGGGAUCUUGGUUCAUUGGACUUGAUGUGCAACACAUUGAUGAUCGGCGACUAUGUUGUGGCACACCACCUGACUGCGAGUGGAAGGCUCAAGCAGGCAACAUCUGUGUUGCUUCAUUCGACUGGACAUGCAGUGGGAUUUGCAGAUCCGCUGACAGGAUUAAGGAAGUCCAUCGACGUUGUGGAGAAGGUGAGAAUGCUUUGUGGAGUGCUUCUUUUUGAGAAAGAGCUUUGGUUCUUCCAAACUCAGGAAGGAUUUUUUGAGCAUUUAGUAUAGAAAAAACCAGAUGUUCGAGUCUUUUGUCUUUUUUUCGUGCCAAAUAUAGAGAAAGUGUAAUAUCAGUCAAAACGGAGAGAGAGAGAGAGGAGGGCCCGGGGGGGGGGCGGGGGAAGAGAGAGAGAGAGCGAGAGACCGUGCCAUAUGGACCACCUCCAUUUUAGUAUAGGAGAAUGGCCAUUGUAACAGCCUGAAUAGAAAGAAUGAGGCUGACACCACAAUUCUUUUGAGGCUUGAAGAGCCAACUUGUAAGUUACAGUUUCAUGGCUAUCAAGUGCACAAUAAAUGCAUACCUUUGUGAGGGGGCGCUUUACUGCCUUUUCGUGUACAAUCUUGCCCUUAAGUAUGAAUACGAUGAAUCUAUUAUUAUUAUUAUUAUUA
Ziziphus jujuba (common jujube) is the source of this 2005-nucleotide messenger RNA. Its product is annotated as probable beta-1,3-galactosyltransferase 2. Gene Ontology annotation, cellular component: Golgi membrane. The transcript has 11 exons. The coding region runs from base 343 to 1569 and encodes 408 amino acids. NCBI's taxonomy places the organism in Eukaryota, Viridiplantae, Streptophyta, Magnoliopsida, Rosales, Rhamnaceae. Gene Ontology annotation, molecular function: hexosyltransferase activity. The record is from RefSeq and is a predicted model, not a curated record.